AUGGCAGUCUAUGCCUCUCAGCUUGGGUCCAAAGGCCCCUUCACGAACAAUGCUCCCGUCCUGCCAACCCAUGCGCCUCCAGCUGGUACGUUUUUGCCUGGCACAAAGGUUCAGGUGGGAGAUCACAGGGUUAUCAUCGAGCGCUAUCUUUCCGAGGGCGGGUUUGCCCACGUCUACGUUGUCCUACUCCCUCGCCCCGUCGAUGGCAACCAGAAAGCAGUGCUCAAGCGAGUGGCUGUCCCAGACAAGGAGCACCUGGCCAACAUGCGGACAGAAGUUGAGACCAUGAAAAGACUGCGGGGCAAAAAGCAUAUUGUCAAGUAUAUUGAUUCGCAUGCUUCCCAGCUGAAAGGUGGCGGAUAUGAGGUGUUUCUGCUCAUGGAAUUCUGUCAGGGAGGAGGACUCAUCGACUUCAUGAACACUCGGCUGCAGAACAGGUUGACCGAGCCUGAAAUCCUAAAGAUUUUUACGGAUGUGGCCGAGGGAGUUGCGUGCAUGCACUACCUGAAACCGCCUCUGUUGCAUCGAGACCUCAAAGUCGAGAAUGUUCUCAUUGCCACGAACGGCUCAUCUAGGAUAUAUAAACUUUGCGAUUUUGGUUCGGCGGCUCCUGCGAGACCGGCUGCUACGACGGCUGCAGAAGGACGUCUAAUCGAAGACGAUAUCAACCGCCACACGACCUUACAAUACCGCAGCCCAGAAAUGAUCGAUGUCUACCGAAAACAACCCAUUGACGAGAAAGCCGAUAUUUGGGCUCUCGGGGUGUUUCUGUACAAGCUUUGCUAUUACACAACCCCGUUCGAAGAAGUCGGGCAGAUGGCCAUACUAAACGCCAAGUUCAAGUUUCCUGGCUAUCCACGAUUCUCUGACCAACUAAAGCUGCUCAUUGCUUCCAUGCUUCGGGAACGACCGACAGACCGGCCAAACAUAUAUCAGGUGCUACAAAAGGCCUGUCAAUUGGACGGCCGGGAAUUGACUUUUGAAAACAUCUAUGCUCGGCGGACGCAAUCGGAGAGUCGUAAAGACCAAGUUCUCCCACAGCCAUCCAGCUCGCAAUCAAGAGCUGGAGCCACCUUGUCUCCUCCCAAACCAGCCGCUCCUCCAACUGUCCCUGAUAUCGAACCAAUGCGGCGGGGACGGCCAACCAAACCUGUAUCUCACCAUGGCUCGGCAAAACCAAGCCCUUCGCCUCUACGAAUGAUGGAUAACGCACACCCUGAUGCCUUUGCAGCACUGGAUGGGAACAAGGCCUCUGUGGAAGAUGAGUUUUCUUCAAGAUUCCCGACACUAGACCAGUUCUCUUUAAUGACUGACAAGGGCCAAAAAUUUGCGUUCGAAUCUCAAUCGGAGAAGAAGAGAGAGCCUGUCGAUGCGAACCUUGCGCAACGAGUGACCAACGCUCUAGCAGACGAUGCAUUUGCAAGGCCUCCCAGCCCACCAAAGCCGAAACCAGCCACAGAGAAACCGGCACCCGUUAGCAAAUCGCAGACCGUGUUGCAGCAUAAGAAGUCCUUAGAAAAUAAAGAGACACAAGCACGAGCAAGCGCAAUAAACCCACCACCGGUUACUGCCCCUAAGCCUGCCAUGGUGUCCACCGGUACUAUGACGUCGCCUUCACCUCCUCCUACGACGGAUGCCAAACCGUUUUCAGAUCGUCCAACCAACCGCUUCUCUCCCAUCGAGCAACCAUCGAAACCGCCGGCGGCGCAGAAAUACGAAACUAUGGAAUUGCCUCCUAGGGAACCACGAUCUACUCGUAAUAAAGAGGUAUCAAGGCUGGCAAAUCUUCUGAGGGAAGAUGGGUACAGGUCACAGCUUGCUGGGGAUCUAGAGCCAAGGUCGCCAACAUCAUCACGCCCAUCUCUGGAGGGAGGUCGACCGACCAUGCGAGAACUCAAUUCCGGAGUGAGUAGGUCAAGGUCACUGAAUUUCAGGAAUCGACCAGCCAGCGUUAAUAUCGGGGCGAGGCCGACUCACAUCAAAGACAAGGAAAUAAAAAACCUUGACUAUGACACGACUUUUAAAAGUGCAGAACCUGAAAUGGCGCCCUUGGCACACGUCGAGUCCGCAACAAACAUUGCCUCAGACGUGGACUUUCUUAAGGCUAAAGAGGAGGAAGAAAAAUCGCGCAGGCACCAUAGAAGGUUGGGCAGUGGCUCAAGACAUCUCAAAAGGGCCAGCUUGCCAUCCAUCGUCCCUAAUAUCGCGGGAACGACCAAGUUGUUGGCUGGCAAGUUUGGAGACGCCUUCAAGAUGUUUGAGAGCAAUAACGACCCGGCUCAUCACCGACAGCGGAGUGACUCCCCCUCCCGCGACCCCAUCAACAUUCUCACUCCAAUUGCGGGCUCUGAAGCCACGGAUCUCAGCGAUGACCGUCAGCCGUGGGAUGACAUGGAGGAUGUAUCGCCUGAAAUGAGACGGGAGAUGGAAAAGCGCAAACUCGAGGCUGAAGAAAGAAGAGUGGCUCAAGCAGCCGCAGAGUACAGACAACGACUAGCAGCAAGGGGGGGCGGAGCUGUAGGCAGCAGUGGAGGGGUGGGAAGGUCGGCUACCAUUCAGAAUAGGGUGAAGUCGCUCAUGAGCGAAAAUGAUCGGCCUGCACAAAAGACAGCAACCGGCUAUGGCCAUUACACUGAAUCCCCGUCGCAUCAGCAUGGUCACUCGAAUGAUAGGGGACCACCUCAACCCCCCAGGCCGUCCCAAGCUCAAGCAACCGGCAGAAUGGAAAGGCACGGCAUCCCUGAAGUUGUGGCGUCUGCACCAGCCUCGUUGACAGAUCUUACGAGGGUAGACUCCCGAGGACAGAAGCCAGCCGCACCGCCGAAGCCGAAGGUACUGCAGACGGCUGGCAUUGGAGAGUCGGCUGUGGUGAAUACAAGUGAAGUAAAUGCUCGAGCGGCGCAUGAUGAAGACUGGGAAGCCAACUUCAGCAAGAGGUAUCCCAGUCUCGCCGGAAUUGAGAUGGUGGAAACGUCGAUAGAUGGGCCGAAGAGCACCACCGCUGUCCGCACAAAAGAAGUGUAA
Messenger RNA from Fonsecaea multimorphosa CBS 102226, 3024 nucleotides. RefSeq lists its product as uncharacterized. Gene Ontology annotation, cellular component: cytoplasm. The coding region runs from base 1 to 3024 and encodes 1007 amino acids. Gene Ontology annotation, biological process: actin cortical patch assembly; protein autophosphorylation; peptidyl-threonine phosphorylation. Lineage: Eukaryota; Fungi; Ascomycota; Eurotiomycetes; Chaetothyriales; Herpotrichiellaceae. The transcript has a single exon. Gene Ontology annotation, molecular function: protein serine/threonine kinase activity; ATP binding. The record is from RefSeq and is a predicted model, not a curated record.